GUCACUAUCACAAACCGACUCUCACUCUCUCUCUCUCUCUCACACACACACACACACACUCACUCACGCAGCGCGUGAAAUCUCAGCAGCCAGCAGCACUGCUCACGGUACAAUAUGAGUUUGUAUGAUUGUAUCUGCGUGUGUUUGUCAGGCUGCACUGAACGCGUAUGGUACCGGGGGCCGUUAUGAGUGGGAAGAGCCUCUUGCUGAAGGUCAUUCUCCUGGGGGAUGGCGGCGUAGGCAAAAGCUCCCUCAUGAACCGCUACGUGACCGACCGCUUCGACUCGCAGUCUUUCCAUACCAUCGGCGUGGAGUUCCUCAACCGCGACCUCGAGAUCGACGGCCGGCUGGUCACCCUGCAGAUCUGGGACACGGCAGGCCAGGAGCGCUUCAAGAGCCUGCGCACGCCCUUCUACCGUGGCGCCGACUGCUGCCUGCUCACGUUUGCCGUGGACGACCUGCAGAGCUUCCAGAACCUGGGCUGCUGGAAGAAGGAGUUCAUGUAUUACUCAGACGUACGAGACCCGGAGCGUUUCCCUUUCGUGGUCCUGGGAAAUAAGGUGGACAAGGAAGAGCGUGAGGUCGGGGAGGAUGAGGCCAGGGCUUGGUGUGAGGAAAACGGCUGCUGUCCGUACUUCGAGACCAGUGCCAAGGAUGACAUGAACGUGGGGGCUGCUUUCGAGGCUGCCGUUCGGGCAGUUCUAGCCAGCGAGGACCCCAUUGACCACGCCCUGCUGAGCAGCUCCAUUGAUCUUCAUGGAAACCGUAAAGUGGCUCGCUCGUCCUGCUGUUGAGGUGCCUCCGAAUCGCUCUUGGCCUUGUGGCUUCAUAGCUGUGUGGACUUACACUCUUCUGCUGAUAUGCCUGAGAGCUCUCUGUGUAGGUACAGGCACCAGACGUGUCUCAUGAGCUACACGUCUAACAGAGUUACGUAAUAUUAAAGGUAUUUUAUACACAUUAAUCUCUACACAUUCUGGCACAAAUAACAUAUUCCAUGAGGAUUUCCUAGUCGAAGGCUUGUCGGCUUGUGACGUGGUGCUUUUUUAAGUGUUUUAUGAUAGCUUCAUGUCCUGGACCGUAGAUCUAGCCGCUCUUCAACAUUCUGCCGUUUUAAAUGGACCAUCUUACUAUGUUGUGGUACUCGUUUUGUCUGAUAUUUUUAAAUACAUAACCCCAGAGAGUGGCACAUUGCUGACCACUGCUGUCAGUGAUAUAAAAUUGCUUGAGAGAAAGGGCAUUAUGUGGUAUCGAAAGAAAUAAUGCAUUUUUAAUUUAUUUUGCUCAUAAGUUAUUUUUUGGGUGAAGUCUGACGAGAAUAGGUUUGGAUCAUAUUUCACCACAAAUUCAAAAGAAAAAAACAUUAAAACAUUUAAAAAAAACCAACAAACAAGAUUUAUAUAAACUGUAAAUUAUCAAACUGUAAAUAAUCAUUGUAGCGUUUGUUGUAUUGGCUUCGAUUUAUGCUGGUUUCAGUAAUUAUUUAAGGGUUAGUUCACCCAAAAAUGAAAUUUCUGUCAUUAAGCACUCACCCUCAUGUUGUCCCGAAGACGUCCGAAGACAAAUUAAGAUAUUUUUGAAGAAAUCCUCAGGUUUCUGAACCACACAUAGGCAGCUAUUUUAACUAUGUCUUUACUACCGUUGUGUGGUUCAGAAACCCUCGGAUUUCAUCAAAAAUAUCUUAAUUUGUGUUCCAAAGAUGAAUGAAGGUCUUAUGGGUUUGGGACGACAUUAGGGUGGGUACUUAAAUGACAGAAAUUUCAUUUUUGGGUGAACUAACCCUUUAAAAAUAAGUGUCCAGACAAGAUGAAGCAAUUAUAGUAAGAAACCUUAGUGUUCUUCAUGCAAAGUUGAUUUUGGGAUGAAAUAUGACCAUUUCUUCAUUAGAUUCACCCUUUUAUGGUACAGGUGGUAAAACACAUAGCCUCAGAUUAGCAUAUUGCUAACAAAUUGUCUGAGAUGCAUCAGCACAGCAUUAUUUUUUAGACAGAAAGGGAAUUUCUUCUAAUAUCAAAAGAUUAAAAUAAUUGUUUUCUUUUUAUCUAAAUUAUUCUUUUAUUUGUAUUGUAAGGUACAGAGAAUUUGUGUUGCAUUAUUAAUUAUCUUGGUUUUUUUUAAUGAUUUUGUUUGUUGUCAGCUCGUGUUGUGUAUAUGAGCAAUUUUACAUAUGUCUAAUUGCAUGUUGAAUCUUGGAGGCUGUGCUGUAGAGAGAAAGUCUCUUUCACGAGGAGUGUGUGUGUUAGAGGGUAAAGCCCAAAGUAUACUUCAUUUUUUACGCAUACAUGAGGGUUCGCAUACAGUGCACGUGGCGCAAAUUUCGCGUACACACGCUGCCCGAUUUGCACUAAUCGGUUGUUCCACAAGGUGGCAACACUGGCCCAGGCUGUUGUUUCACAGUAGAAAACCAAACUAAAGAGACGGAACAACAACAAAAUACCAGAGACUACAACAACAGACACCCACACUGACAAGCAAUUGUGUGAGGGGAUUAAGAGCUAGCCGCAACUUAACAAUACAAAGACAUUUUUAUCAGUUAUAACUUCUGAAGAAAAAUAGUGCAGACACUGGACAAAGAUGAAACUUUGUAGAGCGCAUGUGGUGACCGCCUGCAUUUACACACACUAUCAAAUGAAGUGUACUUUGAAAGGCUGCGCUUUCGACUGUAUUCUUAAGCGUACGUGUAAAAAAUGAAGUAUACUUUGGGGUUUAGCAGCACAUCUGUCUCACUGAAUGACUCUCAGGAAUGUCGCUUAGACCAGUGAUUCUCAAACCUGUCCUGGGGACCCCUCACCAUUGCACAUUUUGCAUGUCUUCCUCAUCGGACACGCCCAAUUCAAGUCUCUACUAAUGAGCUGAUGAGUUGAAUCAGGUGUGUUAAAUGAGGGAGACAUACAAAAUGUGCAGUGGUGGGGGGUCCCCUGGAAAGGUUUGAGAAACACUGGCUUAGACACCUGUCUACAUUUGAUGUUGGAGCUUAUAUAGCAAACUUGAAGAGGCGUAUAGCUGAUUAAUUAAUUCACAUCCAUUGUUUCCUCAGUUUCAGUUCAGUGUUGAUAUGAAACCAAAGCACAUGGUACCCAGUAUCUUGCACUGACCUUUGACCCUUCUCAGAGGGCUCUUGUGAAUGACCCUUGAUUUAGUGCAUUUAUAGGUACUUAUUUCACUUCUAUCUUUUAUAAUAUUGACUUAUUUGCCUAGUGCUUUUCCCCCAAUAUGAAUGUUUUCUACACCUAUACUGCUACAACUCUCAUUAUAACUAGAGAGACCCAAAUCUGUGGAUUUGGCUGCUGAUGUUCUCAUAUGUUUCUAUCACUUGCAUUAACAUGUAGCCUUUUUUCAGUUUACAGACCUUUGCUUGCCUGCUCUCAUACAUUUGUUAUACAUGUAAAACACAAGAAAUUGUUUGUUGUUUCUUUGUUUUUGUUGACGGACGUGCUCACACAUCUGCUGCAUACAUGUAUGGUUUCUAUGUUUUUUGGUACACUGUGAAAUGGAAAUAGAUACAACACUGUGUUUCUUGUACACAAACUGCUGAACAUGCAGGAACAUAAUUAUUCCUAAUAUUGGAUAGUUUUCCAGCAAAUCAAGGUACCAAACGUCUGGGUUUACAGUGAAGAAAUGUUACGUCGUAAUCAGACCUCUAUUACAUGAUGGAAAGUUUCUCCAUGCUUUUAAUCACUGAAUGCAGAAGUGCAACUGUUUGGACAUGUUGUCAGUGUUUCAGUGUUACAAAAGUCUUGAUUAGUCUGUCAAAAUGUCAACUUGAUAAGUAAACUAAAGCAUUGCAAUAAGCAGGUGAAUCUCACAAAGAAAUGUGCAGGUCAUUUUUCACCCCAAGAGCAAAAGAAAGAAAUGAUAGUUUGUGUAAAGUAGAUGAAGCCUAUUUAAAAGACUAUUAUGAAUACUGAUUUUAUGACAAUUAAGCACAUUUCCCCCUCAAAAUUCUCAUUUGCUUUACCUCUUGUGCAGUAAUGAAAAUCUAGACAAUGUAUGUAUAAAAAUUUUUAUACAAUCAGCAAAAGAUAUGUAUAUAUGUAUGUGUGUGUGUGCAUGUAUUUAUAUAUAACACACACACACACACACACACACGUUACAUAUAUGGGUAUAACGGUACACAACUGAAGGUUCUGUACAUACCUUGGUUUUUAAGUCACGGUUUGGUACGUGUUCGGUACAGCAGGGGGGAGAAAACUAAACAUAAAAUUGUGUCUUUCUUACUUGCACAUUACUAUAAUAUUAAAGGUUAACAACAGAGCCUAAUAUAGUGCAAAUAUUUAGCGAAAGAGUUCACUUCCCUAGUGAACUAACAAGCUGUGGGCAAUGAAUGACUUGCCUGAGGUAAAUGUAAUGCUAUGUGACAUUGUUUACACGCUAUUUUAUUGAUUCCGCCGUUGAAACACUGAGCGAUUACACGAGAUACGUUUAAGUUGUACUGUAUCUUUCAACAUACCUUCAGAUGCUGAUUCAUGUUUAUUCUGUAACGAGUAUUAAAGAGGAAGAAAUGAUCAUGUUCACUCGCGCUCUGCGCUGCUGCUUGAACUGAGGUGCCUAUACAGUGAUCUGUCACGCCACAUUAAAGAGCGUCAAAACUGCAUUUUUAGUUUGAAUUUUGUGAUAAAAUGGACAGAAUUUGAAAGAGGACACUUUGUUUGAUAUUGAAAGUAACAAAAUGCAGAGUUGGUGGUUAGGCUACAACUCUGUACAUCAGACAUGUACCGAAAGUUCACGGGACAAAUAUGUGUACCGUUACACCCCUAAUUACUAUUUAGUCAUGUCAAGGAAGAAAAAUGAGUUUUGUGACAUAAGGUAAAGUGAAGUCAACCUCAACAAUGUGCCGGGUUUAUCACGUUUUUUUGGUUCGGUUUAAAUAUUGUUACACCCUUAACAUACAUGCAUACUUAUAUACAUUUUUUUCUUUUCAUUUGGUAGUGAAAUUUAUGCUGGAUGUUUUUUGUGAGAUUCACCCCUGCUGUUUCCGCUUGAGCCGGUGAUGUAGCGUUCCUGCCACAGUAUUUAUCAUGUUACAGUUCACAGGAGUAUUGUGUUGCAUUAAUAAUACUGUAUUUUUCUGUUCAUCUGUCAUUGUCACUAGUCACAACCACAGUGAAUUGUGGGGGAUGAAGUGUGGUGAAUUAAGGGCAUUACUGCAAUGAAUGUACUGACUGUCACUUUUUACCGAUUGAUUUGUAUAAGGUUGGUACCCCAGUGUUCAGUCAAUACUGUUAUUUACUGACAUGCAAACAGGCGUCUUUAAAUGGACUAAAUGUGUGUUUCGAAAGCAGGGAUUGUUAUAAUCCCUAAAAAUGGCUGGGUCACAAAUGUCUACCCUGCUGUUUCACAUCAUCUCCAAUGCAAUAAGGAGGUCAAGACUGCUUUAGUUUGCAAGAAUCCAAUGCGACGAAUAAACAAACUGCAACAGCAA
Ctenopharyngodon idella (grass carp) is the source of this 5419-nucleotide messenger RNA. RefSeq names its product RAB9B, member RAS oncogene family (gene rab9b). Gene Ontology annotation, molecular function: GTPase activity; GTP binding. NCBI's taxonomy places the organism in Eukaryota, Metazoa, Chordata, Actinopteri, Cypriniformes, Xenocyprididae. Gene Ontology annotation, cellular component: lysosome; phagocytic vesicle; late endosome. The coding region runs from base 168 to 794 and encodes 208 amino acids. The record is from RefSeq and is a predicted model, not a curated record. Gene Ontology annotation, biological process: retrograde transport, endosome to Golgi; Rab protein signal transduction. The transcript has 2 exons.